Messenger RNA from Telopea speciosissima, 2739 nucleotides. RefSeq names its product phospholipase D delta. NCBI's taxonomy places the organism in Eukaryota, Viridiplantae, Streptophyta, Magnoliopsida, Proteales, Proteaceae. The record is from RefSeq and is a predicted model, not a curated record. Gene Ontology annotation, biological process: phospholipid catabolic process; phosphatidylcholine metabolic process. The coding region runs from base 113 to 2710 and encodes 865 amino acids. Gene Ontology annotation, cellular component: plasma membrane. Gene Ontology annotation, molecular function: calcium ion binding; D-type glycerophospholipase activity. The transcript has 11 exons.
GAGUUUUGGAAAAUUUCAUUGUGAGAAUAUGCUUUUCUUCUUGCUGCGGUUUGGAUGCUCUUGAGUUGUUCUUCCUACAGUUGCUUAUUUCAGCCUCUUCCCCAACUCAACCAUGGCUAACGGUUCAGAAGUAGACAUUGCUAUCUCUGCUGAGCCUGCUCCAAUGGAGACCAAUUACUCGCACCAGAUCAUUUACCUUCACGGCGACCUCGAUUUGAAGAUUCUCGAAGCUCGUAGCUUGCCCAACAUGGAUUUACUGUCUGAGCGUCUCCGUCGUUGCUUCACGGCUUGUGACACCUGCCGAGUUCCUCGCGCCAAUGGCAACCGCAAGCAACACCCUCACCGCAAAAUAAUCACUAGCGAUCCUUACGUUAAGGUUCUUCUGACUGGGGCUACCGUCGCUCGCACCAGAGUUAUACCUAAUUCUCAGAACCCUUAUUGGGAAGAACAGUUUCUCAUCCCGCUCGCUCAUCCUGUUUCUCACGUCGACUUCCAGAUCAAGGAUAACGAUGUAUUCGGCGCUCAGAUUAUCGGAACCGUUCAGGUUCCUGCUCGUAGAAUCCUUACCGGAGAACUCAUCGACGAAUGGUUUCCGGUGAUCGGACCCUAUGGGAAGCCUCCAAAACCUGAUUCGGCUCUUCACCUUGUGAUGACUUUUACGCCCGUUGAGAGAAAUCCGCUGUUCAAGCACGGCAUUGCUGCGGAUCCGCAGCAUUUGGGUGUUCGUCACACUUACUUUCCUGUUAGGAAAGGGUGUUCAUUGACUCUGUAUCAGGACGCCCAUAUUGGCGAGGGGGACCUUCCGGAUAUUAAAUUGGAGAAGGGGGCGGUUUUCGAACACGAAAAGUGCUGGGAAGAUAUCUGUCAUGCCAUAUUGGAAGCCCAUCACUUGAUUUAUAUUGUCGGUUGGUCUGUUUUCCACAAGGUGAAGCUGGUCAGAGAACCAACAUCCGGCAGGCCGUUACCAAGUGCUGGGGAACUGACACUUGGUGAGCUGCUCAAGUAUAAAUCCCAAGAAGGAGUGCGUGUGUUGUUGUUGGUCUGGGAUGACAAGACUUCCCACAACAAAUUCUUCAUCAAUACAGCAGGAGUGAUGCAAACUCAUGAUGAAGAAACUCGGAAAUUUUUCAAGCAUUCAUCAGUCAUUUGUGUGCUGUCACCUCGUUAUGCCAGUAGUAAGCUUAGCAUUGUCAAGCAACAGGUUGUUGGGACCCUCUUUACACACCAUCAAAAAUGUGUGAUAGUGGAUACACAAGCAUCUAGAAAUAACCGAAAGAUUACUGCGUUUGUGGGUGGUCUUGAUCUUUGUGAUGGUCGCUAUGAUACUCCCAAGCAUCGACUGUUUCGUGAUCUUGACACUGUAUUUCGGGAAGAUUUUCAUAAUCCUACACUUCCUGCAGGAAGUAAGAGUCCACGACAACCAUGGCACGAUUUGCACUGCAGAAUUGAAGGUCCUGCUGCAUAUGAUAUCCUUAAAAACUUUGAGCAACGUUGGAGAAAAGCAACUAAAUGGUCUGAGUUUGGCCAGCGUUUCAAAAGGAUAUCUCAUUUUCACGAUGAUGCUUUAAUAAAGAUAGAACGUAUCUCAUGGAUAAUUAGUCCUUCGCCAUCUGUUGGUUAUGAUGAUCCUAUCCUUUCGGUUUCCAAGGAAGGGCAUCCUGAAACUUGGCAUGUUCAGGUUUUCCGAUCAAUUGACUCUGGAUCGCUAAAAGGAUUUCCUAAAAAAGUUCAGGAAGCUGAGGCUCAGAACCUUGUCUGUGCAAAAAAUUUGGUAUUCGAUAAGAGUAUUCAAACAGGAUACAUCCAGGCAAUUAGAUCUGCACAACACUUCAUAUAUAUUGAAAAUCAAUAUUUUCUGGGAUCAUCUUAUGGGUGGCCAUCUUAUGAAAAUGCAGGUGCUAAUAAUUUAAUCCCAAUGGAGUUGGCAUUAAAAAUUGCUAGCAAAAUAAGAGCCAAGGAGAGAUUUGCUGUAUAUAUUGUCAUACCAAUGUGGCCUGAGGGUGCUCCUAGUUCUAAUUCUGUGCAAGAAAUUCUGUAUUGGCAGAGCCAGACAAUGGAAAUGAUGUAUGAAAUUGUUGCACGGGAGUUAAAAUCCGUGCAGCUUGAGAACUCACACCCUCAAGACUACCUUAAUUUCUAUUGUCUUGGUAAUCGGGAAGAAAUACCUGAUGAAAUGUCACCACCAACUAGUCAACCAUCUACUAAUGGUGAUACGGCCUCUGCUUCUCAAAAGAACCGACGGUUUAUGAUUUAUGUUCACGCCAAAGGAAUGAUAGUAGAUGAUGAAUAUGUCAUUUUAGGAUCCGCCAAUAUUAACGAAAGAUCAAUGUCUGGUUCAAGAGACACGGAGAUAGCUAUGGGUGCGUAUCAGCCACAUCACACAUGGGCUGAGAAGAAGAAACAUCCACAUGGCCAGAUAUAUGGGUACAGAAUGUCUCUGUGGGCAGAGCACCUGGGGAUAGUAGAUGACCUCUUCAAGGAGCCACAAAAUUUGGAUUGUGUUAAAUAUGUGAACGAACUGGCUAAAGAAAACUGGGGGACAUUCGUAGCCGAGGAACCGAAGCCAAUGGGUGGCCACCUUCUCAAGUACCCGCUCUUGGUAGAACCCAAUGGAAAGGUGGUCAGUUUGCCUGGACAUGAGAAUUUUCCUGAUGUUGGUGGUAAGAUAAUCGGGGCUCCCACUACACUUCCAGAUGCUUUAACCACAUAGUGUGCAGUUAUUUGUUUUUUUACUGAUUU